Molecule: messenger RNA, 5926 nt
Organism: Nyctereutes procyonoides (raccoon dog)
Lineage: Eukaryota; Metazoa; Chordata; Mammalia; Carnivora; Canidae
Gene: GSAP
Product: gamma-secretase activating protein
Exons: 27
Coding region: 45-2153 (702 amino acids)
Biological process (GO): positive regulation of amyloid-beta formation
Cellular component (GO): trans-Golgi network
Source: RefSeq, a predicted model, not a curated record
CAUGCCGGCGUUGCGGGCUGCGCCUCGGCGGGCCGCGUCGGGCGAUGGCGCUGCGCCUGGUCUGCGACUUCGACCUCCGGAAGGACGUGCUCCCGGGGCUGCGGGCGCGGCGGGCGGCGUCGUUGGCCUCGGGGGCCCGAGGCGGCGGCCCAGGUAUUUUAGAAGAUAAUUAUGAGAGCUUACGUAUACUGAAUGUUGAAAGAAAUGGAAAUAUUAUUUAUACGUAUAAGGAUGGUAAGGGAAAUGUUGCCUUUGGAUUAUAUGACUGCCGAACCAGACAAAAUGAGCAUCUCUAUACAUUUGAGAAAGACUUGCACGUCAUCAGUUGCUCUAUCAACAGUGAGAGAACUUUGCUUGCUGCAAGUUUAGUUCAUUCUACUAAAGAAGGAAGAAAGAAUGAGCUUCAACCAGGAUCAAAGUGCUUAACUUUGUUGGUUGAAAUCCACCCUGUUAACAAUGUGAAGGUUCUAAAAGCGGUGGAUAGCUCUAUUUGGGUGCAGUUUCUCUACCCCCAAGUGGAAAGUCACCCUCCUCCAGAGAACCAUCUGUUACUGAUUUCAGAAGAGAAAUAUAUUGAAAAAUUUCAUAUCCACAUCAUCCAAGAAGACGGAAAUAAAGUGGUUCUUAGAGACUCUGGCCAUCUCCCAAGAGAGAGAGUAGCUGAGGAUUUUGUUUGGGCUCAAUGGGAUAUGUCAGAGCAGAGAUUAUACUACCUUGUCCUGAAGAAAUCAAGGAGUAUCUUAAAAUGCAUCCAGUUUUCUGCUAACGAGAAGUUUAACUUAAUGUUUGAAGCACCCUUGGAUAUAACAUUAAGUGCCUCAGGAUUUGAACUUGUAAACUUUGGAUGUGAUGAUCUUCAAGACCAAGGGAACCUAUCCAAACACCUGACCCUGCGCGUUUUUACCAACCAUACAGGAAGUUUGUGUGUAUGUUACAGUCCGAAGUUUGACUCUUGGGAAAAAAUCACGUAUUCAGUGUUUUACUUUCAUAAAGGGCACAGCAAGACCUUCACUGCUGCUCUUGGGAGUGUUGACUCACUUGUGACUAAGGGCCUUACUUUUCUCAACCUUGACUAUUAUGUGGCUGUUUACUUACCUGGUCAUUUCUUUCAUCUGCUCAACAUUCAGCAUCCAGACCUGAUCUGCCACAGUUUGUUUCUGACAGGAAACAAUGAAGUGGUUGAUAUGCUACCUCAUAGUCCUUUACAGUCACUCUCAGGGUCCCUGGUACUGGAUUGGUGUUCUGGAAAACUCUAUAGGGCACUCCUCAACCAGUCCUAUUUAUUACAGUUCCUAUGGAACACUCAGCUAGACUGUGAGAAGAUGGCCGUGUUGCAUUGUGUGCUCUCCUGUGGCCGAGACCCCCGGUUCCUGGAAGCCAAGAUUAUUCAGUGGAUUUCUGAGAACAUUUCCACCUGCCAUUCAUUUGACCUCAUUCAGGAAUUUAUAAUUGCUUCUUCAUAUUGGAGCAUAUAUCCAGAGACAAGUAACAUAGAUAAACUUUUGCCAUAUUCCUCAGUGCUCACUUGGAAUACAGAAAUUCCUGGAAUAACCCUUGUGACAGAAGAGAUCACAUUGCCUUUCAUGAAGGUCCACAGCUUUAAGGGCUACUGGGAAAAACUGAACUCCAACCUGGAAUAUGUUAAGUGCUCCAAACCAUGCUUGCUCUAUAACAACAGCAUGGUCAAGAGAGAAUGGCACAGCCUGAUCUCAGAAGAGAAAACCGGAAGAAGAAGGUCCAUGGUAUAUGUGAGGAAUAUUUUUGAUAAUGCAAUGAAGGUGAUUUCUAACCUAGAAGCAAGGAAUUUGGAGCCAAGAUUAACACCCCUCUUCCAGGAGGAAGACUAUCACCAGAGGCUGCUUAUAGGGCUGAUGGUGUCUGAGCUAAGAGAGCAUCUCCUGAGACACCUACAGGGUAUAGAAAAGAAGAAAAUUGAACAGAUGGUUCUGGACUACAUUUCAAAACUGCUGGAUCUCAUUUGCCAAAUACUAGAAACCAGCUGGAGGACACAUCAUCUUCACCCCUGGGUUCUCCACUUCAGGCGGGCCAGUGCUGCUGAAUUUACAGUCUUUCACAUCAUGACCAGGAUUCUGGAAGCUACCAUGAGUUUGUUUUUACCUCUGCCUCCUGAGAGAGAGAGAGAGAAUGCAUAAGCAGGUGGAACAGCAGGAAGAGGGAGAGGGAGAAGAAGGCUUCCUGCUGAGCAGAGAGCCCAUCACUGGGAUCAUGACCUGAGCCAAAGGCAGAUGCUUAAUGGACUGAGCCACCCAGAUGCCCCCAUUAUGUACAUAUUCUGAUGAGUGCUAAACUUUAUGAUAACUAUCACUCCAUAAUGUUUAUCAGCCAACUUAAUUUAAUUUACUCAUAUACAUCUAUCCCAUCAUCUAUCAGUAAUUCAUUCCUUUACUCAUUUUAAGUCAACAUGUAGAUGGUGCCCCAUUUUGUGCCAGUUACUAUACUAAGUACUUUACUUAAAUGAGCCCAUUCCAUUUUCAUAACAGUCCUAAACGGUAGGAGCUUAAAUUGGACCACAUUAAAUUGCCAAUACCCAACCAGUUUUUGACCAACAAAAAAGGCACUUCAUAUAGUUCCACUUAAUAUUAUUCCCACUUUAUAGAAAUUGAGGCAUAGGAAGGUUAAGUAACUUGCCUAAUAGACACACAGCUAUUAAGCAGCAGAGUCAGUGUUCAAAUCCAGGAAGUCGGGCUCCAGAAUCUGUGCUUUUACUACUAUUCUGUGCUUGCCUCUUGAAUUUUAUAUUUCAUUUGAAUUGGUUGAUGCUGAAACAUUGACAAUUUAUUGGCCCAGAAAUCCCCACAGCAUGUUUCGGCCUGUCUGCAUUUAUGAUACAUCUGAUUCAGUUUGGAAUCCUUCAUGCUUUCUCUAUCCAACAUAUGCCUUAUCUUAUAAGAUCUGCUGAUAUUGGAUGUACAAAAAGGGUUUCCUUUGAUUUUUUAGGGAUCCGAAAGUGACUAUUCAUGAGAAGAAUGGAUGACUUUAAAUUAUCCCAAUAGAAUAGGAAUUUCAAGGUGCCCUCUAGAAAGAGUGAAGGGAUUUCAUGAAAAACUAUGUAUGGUUUUCUGGCUUCAACUCUUAAUUAUUUGUCAUUAACACAAAAGAGUUGGUAGGGGCAUGGAUUCAUGCUUUGAGAUUUGUUCACCAUGGAUGUUCAAGCCUCUUUUGUAAAUAAAUGAAAGUGACUUAGUGGGGACAAUAUUAUAUCUGGGAGAUCAUAAAACUUUACUUUCUAUGGAACAUCAGGGACAUGUAAGGAGGGAAAACAUGGAAAAGUGUUAUCGAUAGUGAUUAAGAAUUAUUGUAAGUUGACUUUAUGGUUUGUUUCCAUGGGUCAGGUAAGGAAGAGUGGUAUCUCUCCUUUUCUCUUAAAUGUUUGUUUCCUUCAUGUGACCUGGAAAGAGAGGUGAAGUGACACUGGAUCACAUGGGUAUACACGUGUGUGUGUAAAUACAGGGUGUUUUUUUCAUGUACUUGUGUAUAUAGGCUUGCUCUCCAAGCCUGCUGGACUUGUGAGAAAUGUUUGAGUUCCAAGGGCUGGAAACUUGUAACCCAGUUGGUUAAGGAAUAAAGAGGAUGCGGGCCAUGAAAAAGUCAUGGUUUCAAGGUGGAGCACUUGUAGUUUAAAUGGGACCUGUGUUCCCCCAUGGGCUAGAGGAGGCCAGGAGCCCUGGUGGAGAUGAGAACUAGAGUUGGCUGGAAAAGCUCUGUUUUGAAGCUGAUGCCUGCUUAUGUGUGCUCUCUCUCUCUCUCUCUCUCUCUCUCUCGCUCUCUCUCUGAUAGCCAAUUUGCUCUGUUGCUUGGAGCUGACCCAAAGCCAAGAACGGACUGUUGGAUGUGGGGCUGUGCCCUAGGGAUAAAGGAUGAAGGAUCAUCAGGGAUCUUUAGGACAUGGACACAGGUCUAGAGGAGGAAUUCUGAAUCCAAGAAAUCUAUAGGAACCUAAUGAACUUUUCUUCAGAGCAGAUUUCAUAACUUUUUCUAAUCUUGGAAAGAAUGUCCAAAUCUACUUGAAAAAUCUCAUGUUAUUGGUUACUUAGUAAAAUCACUAUUUUUUUUUUUUUGAGUGGCGUCAUCUUGUUGUCAGCCCCUUAACAUCUGCUUGUGGGCAGAGCCUGCACUUUAUCUGACCCUUGAUGUGGCCAAGGACUUAAGACUUAGGACUCAGUCUCUCACUGCUCAUGAUUCAUGUGUUCAGAGAGAGAGAAAACUCCACGAUUGUUCUGAACUCAAAUUCCGGCUCUUUGGGCAUCAUGUCUUUCAUGUAAGCUCCUAAGAUUAGGCUGUGAUCCAUUGUCAUUCCCUACCCACACCCCGUCAGUUUCCACGUCUGGACCCAUUGCCACAUGCUUCCAAUCCCUCUCCUUCUCCUUCACUGUCAAUGCCUCCAUCACCCCUGGUGCAGGUUCAUGCAGUGGCCUGCCAACACCGACAGCUUACACACCUCUUGCAGCAAACUGUUGAUACUCCAGUCCAUUCUUUGCCUGUUGCCGUUUUAAUAUUCCAAGAGCAAAACUCAGACCCUUUUUCCAUCUUGCUCAGAAGCUUUCAGUGUACCUCCCCAAAGUCUUCUAAGUAAGAGAUUCCUUUCUGUCAUUCAGCAUUCAAUCCCUGUCAUGCACACUCAGAGCACCCUGCACUUUUCUUUCAUAGAACUGGUCACUUUUAAAGAUUUUAUUCAUUGUUGGUAGAAAGAUGGGGGAGGGGCAGAGGGAGAGAGAACCUCAAACACACUCCACAUUGAGCUUGGAGCCCGAUGCGGGGCUCAGUCCCACAACCCUGAGAUCAUGACCUGAGCCGAAAUCCAGAGUCUGAUGCUUAACCAACUGAGCCACCCAGGUCCCCCAAACUGGUCACAUUUUUAAGAACGUAUAUGUUUGUAAUUCUUUGAUUGUCUUCCCAGCGGCCUGGGAGGUGGAUGGGAGCAGCAGUGGUGUCUGUUUUGCUCAUUAUUGUACACCCAGCUGCUUGUCUGGUGUCUGGAAGGGAUUUGUUAAAUAAAUUAGCCAUUCCAACCUACCUCCUACCAUCCCUCUUGUAUACCUGAUUCCAACUCAGCUGGGUCAUUUGAUACUUUCUGAAUAUGCCCCAUACUUCCUCACCUUUGGGCCUCUGUCCAUAUUGUCCCAUUAAUCCAGCUACCAAUUCUUGGGGCAGGAUAAUGUCAUGGCUAAGAGCCUAGGCUAAAGUCCCAUAGCCUGCAUUCAAAUUUAGCUCUGCCACUUCCUAAUUAUAUGAUCCCAGGCCUUUCUUAGCUCCUGUGAAUCUUGGUUUCCCCAUUUAUAAAGUGGGAAUCAGGCAGUUCCCACAUCAUAGUGUUGUAUGAGGAUCAGGUUAGCCAGUGCAGAGAUUGAAGGCCUUGCUACAUGUUUGCUCUUGGUCACCAUUGUGCUACCCCAUUGCUAGACUCUUUUUUUUUUUUUUUUGUGCUAGACUUUUCAUAGACCGAGGGCUGGUUCUCCAGGCAGUCCUGUGGAAAAAAUACUGAUGGCUCCAUUUUAGGGAGGAGGAAAUGGAGGCUCACAAAGUUUUAGCUGGUAAGCAACAGCAGGAUUCUAGUGCAGAUCUGCUCAGGGCAAGGUGGCUUUUUCAACUGCCUCCACUUUGUAUGUUCUCUGGCCUCAUUUCCACCCCCAGGAAUUGCAUUUACCUUUCAAAGCUCCCCUCAUGUCCUGUCUUUUCUGAGAGGGCUUUUCUGAUUGUUUCCUGGACCCAUAUCUUCUCCCAUUGAUAUGGUUUUUAUUGUUUAUUAUUAAUAGUGUGCUUAGAACUCUGGAUUUCUGAGCGUUUGAAUAGCCCUCCCCAUAAGACUUAGGUUUGAGGGAGUUGCCUUCCUCUCUUGAAUUCCUAUAGAUUUGCUAUCUGACCAUAUUAUUUAGAUUUUUCUUUCUUUUUUUUUUUUAAUUUAUGA